UUAGUUAUUUCUAGAAACACGUUCGAAUGAUCCUAAGAACUGAUCCAGAGUCGCUUUGUUCUGACGUUCCUUGUGAACAUUUGAAACGGGUACUUAGAACGUAUCCCAAAUCAUUCGAAGCGGACCGAAUCUAUCCAACAUGGCCGAAGCGAAAACGGAUCUCUCGAUUUCGGGUGUAGAUUUUACAGGAAAUACUUUCGUUGUGCUGCAUUUGUGAAGGGCUGCCAUUUUACCGAGCUUACGCAUCAACAGUAUGAACCAUGAGUGACCAAGUGGUCCAACUCUCCUCAGCCUUCCACCAUGAGGACAUGCUUCAGUCUCUGCACCAGCUCAGACUACAUGGUCACCUGUGCGAUGUCACAGUCCAGGUGGACUUCCAGGGUGAGCUGGAAGAGUUUGAGGCUCACCAGGCGGUCCUAGCUGCCUCCAGCGGCUACUUCAAGAACAUCCUACUGGCACCGGACCCACCCAAGAAACUAUUCUUGGGGAACGUUCGAACCACUGAUUUCACCAGGUUCUUGGAAUAUGUAUACACUGGCAAACUGGAGGUGGAUAAAGAGUUUGCUAAAGACAAGAUUGGUGUAAUACAUGAAGUGGCGACACUGUUGGAGUGUAAGAGCCUUGUCCAGGCCUGCAGCUCGGUUCUCUAUGAAGGCAGCUUGAGUCUGCACAGGGUUGAGGCAUCCAUGUCACAAGACAUGGAAGCUGAUUUGUAUGAUGUAGGAGAGGAGGAUGGGGCGCUGGGGGUCGGAGUCAACAAAGUUCCCAAAAUAGCCUCCACCAAGAGGCUGACCCCUCCAACUAAACCAGAGAGAGGGGAGAAAAGGGCAAAGGUCGCGGUCACAGCCGAGGAGGAGAGGUCAGAGGUGAAUAAAGACACUGAGGUCUCUGGGAGGAGGAGUAACAGGCUGGCAGGGCGCAGAGUCUUCAUUGACAUUCCUAAGAAGAAGUACGUGAGGAAGAUGAAGGACCAGACCAUGGCGCAGAUGGAAGAUCUGCCUGACAACAACACUCAGACAACCAGUCAGGAGGAGAACACUUACAACACACGGGAGGCAGAAGAGGCCCUUCCAGAGCCGCUGCCUAAAAAAGAGGGGGCGGGACUGGAGUCGACAGACGUUGAUGAUGAAGAUGAGGUGGAAGAGGGAGAUAUACCAGAGGAUUGUCCAGAUGACUCCCUCUUCUUGCCCAGCAAGGAAGAGGAGGGUGAGGAGGAGGGAGAGGAGCGUGCCACCAACAGAUCAUCCAGACGUAUUGACACUCAAUACAAGUGUGACAAAUGUCAACGGACCUUCCACUAUGAGAAGAGCUACCUGAAGCACAUCAAGACGAGCCACAGUGUGCAGGGGGAGGUGACGUACCGUUGUGACACCUGCCAGCAGACCUUCGCCAACCGCUGCAACCUGAAGAUCCACCAGAGACACGUCCACAGUGACGAAAGGCUGUUCCCCUGUGACGUCUGCACCAAGACCUUCAAACGCAAGAAGGACGUGACGCGCCACCGACGACAGGUGCACGAGGGAGGCGGUGAGCGACACACCUGUCUUGUGUGUAACAAGGCGCUGAGCUCUAAGACAGCGUUGACGCUACACGAGAGAACACACACAGGAGACAAGCCCUACUCUUGCACUGACUGUGAAGCCAAGUUCUCCCAGAGCUCAGCCCUCAAGACACACCGCAGGACUCACACAGGAGAGAAGCCUUUCGCCUGUGACCAGUGUGAUGCGAGGUUCACCCAGAACCACAUGUUGUCCUAUCACAAAAGGGCCCACACGGGAGAGAAGCCUUUUAUGUGUGAGAGCUGUGGGAAAAGCUUUGCCUCUAAAGAAUACCUGAAACACCACUCCAGAAUCCACACAGGCUCCAGGCCUUACAAGUGUGAACAAUGUGGUCGGGCCUUCGCCCAGAGAAACUCCCUCCACCAGCAUAUGAAGAUACACACAGGUGAGCGUCCGUACCACUGUACAGAUUGUGAUAAGCAGUUCACCCAGCUGAAUGCCCUCCAGAGGCACCAGAGGAUUCAUACAGGGGAGAAGCCCUACAUGUGUGGCCUCUGCAACCGUACCUUCACGGACAAGUCCACCGUACGCAGGCACACCAUGACUCACGACCAAAACACUCCAUGGAAGAACUACCUGGUGGUCCUCAAGGACAACAUGGAGAAAAAGACUAAGAAACCCAGAAGCCUUGGUAGAAAGGUUAAAAUAGAGACUGUGGUUCGGGAGGUGGAAGGGGAUAGUGGAGCUGGAGGUAGGCUCCAGGAGGGGACCAUAUUGGUUCCUGGUGAGCCCAUCACCCUCUCAGCCAGCUGGGGCGACCCAGGGACCAUCGCCCUGGUUAGCCACACCACCCUGGGUGGGUUCACGGUCAUCCAGACAGAGAUGCCGGCUGGGACCCAGCUACCCAUCGUCACCACAGACUGCACCGGGGCCAGUGUCAUCUCUCUGGAUGGAUCCACUGUCUCUGUCCCCUUUACUAUCCCUGUCUCUAUGUCCUCCAUCUCUGUGUCCUCGUCCUCCUCUGGCAUCCUCCCUGUCCAGACUGUGUCUGUCUCUGUCCCAGUCACUGUUUCAGGGGCCAUAUUUGCCCCAGUUUCAGAGACCAGUCUUUCAACUUCAUGUGUUCUGGAAACUGCAGUGUCACAGACCAUCUUGGCUCCAGAUUUGGAAGCUGGGCCGUGUUCAGAUACGACGGCCAUUGCGGAUCCCGAGGAUGCAGUUUCAGAGUGUGCCCCUAUCUCUGAGGAGUGUGUUACAGUGCAGACAUCAGAACUGGAGACUGAGACACCGAGCGCUGCUGUCUCUAAUGAGGAACAACACAGUGUACCAGAGGACAUUGGUACUGUGGAAGACCUGGAGGUGUCCACUGAAGAUACUGUGGUGUAGGUUGGCAUGUAUUUCAAUGUACACUCCCUUCCGUAUGCAUUUGGGCACUGAAGAUAAUUCCUUUCAUUUGGCUCUAUACUCCAGCAUUUUGGAUUUUGAGGUCAAAUGUUUCAUACGAGGCGACAACAGGACACUACCUUUUUUCCGUGUACAAAUUGAAAGCACUGUAUCAAUCAAAUCAAAUGUAUUUGUCACGUACACAGUUUACAGCUGGUAUACAAGGUGCAGUGAAAUGUUUGCCCUAGCUCCCUCAAUGCAGUACAUCAAUCAACAAUAACAGUGAAGAGUCAAGUAGAAAAUAACAAGUAGUAGAAGAGGCAAUAUGAGUAGUAAUAAUGGACUGUAUUUACACUAUUUACAAAUAUAAAGUGGGUUGUGGAAUCAAUAGUACUAGAACAGCAGCAUUGAGUGUGUGAGUUCAGUGCUUGCGUGUGUGUGUUUAUAGGUGUUUGUGUGUUUAUGGGUUGAAUAUGUGUGUAGUGCAAAUCAUUUCUAAGGUGCCUAAUGCCAAUAGUCUCUACGGUGUAGAUCUGUGCAGGGGGACCGCUAGGUUUGAAUUUUUAGCAGUCUGAUGGCCCAAUACUCGGAUACUACUUGCCAGAUGGUAACAGUGAACAGUCCAUGACUUGGGUGACUGGAGUCCUUAAAGAUCUUUGGGGCCUUCCUAAGACACUGGCUGGUGUAGAUGUACUGGAGGGCAAGGAGCUCGCCCUCAGUUAUUCAUUAGGUCGUCCGCACCAACCUCGUAGGGCCUUCCAGUUGAGGGCGGUGCGGUUGCCGUACCAGGCGGCGAUGCAGCCGUUCAAGAGGCUCUCGAUUGUUCAACUUCUUUAGGAUCCUAGGGCCCGUGCUGAAUGUCUUCAGGCGCCUGAGGUUUGAGAGACACUGCUGCUAAAACCACGGUGGGGGUGUGAUUGGAUCAUGUCCGGUUCUCUGUAAUGUGCACGCUGAGGAACUUGAAGCUUUUUACCCUUCUCCACUGCAGCCCGGCCGAUGGCAAUAGUGGCGUGCUCCUCUCCUUGUUUCCUGUAGUCCAUAAUCAGCUGCUUGGUUUUGCUGACUUUGAGGGAGAGGCUGUUUCCCUGGCACCACUGACUCUAGUCCCUCCCAUUUGAAGAAGUCAUAAGUAUUUGGACACAUUCACUUAUAGUGUAUUAAAGUUGUCAAAAGUGUAGUAUUUGGUUCCAUAUUUGUAGCACGCAAUGACUAUGUUAAGUUUGUGACUACAAACUCAUUGGAUGCAUUUGCAGUUUGUUUUGGGUUAUGUUUUGACCAAUGAACUGUAUGGUGAAUCAUGUAUUGUCAUUUUGGAGUUUUUGAACAUUUCUACAUGAAUGUGGAUGCUACCAUGAUUAUGGAUCAUUCAUAAAUUAAUCGUGAAUAAUGAUGAGUGAGAAAGUUAGAGGCACAAAUAACACCCCCCCCCCCAAAAAAAAAAGAAAUGCUGAACUCCCAUGUAGGUUAGCAUGUUCUGUAACCUUCUCACUACACAUUAUUCAUUUAUGAUUUUUCUUAAUCAUGGCAUUAUCCGGAUUCAUUUUGAAGUGUUCUGAAACAUCUUAUCUACUCAGAAAUACAAUUACUCCAUUCACCAUUCACCAUUCAGUUCCUAUCGGGCAAAACUUAACACCGAGUAUUAAAAUACCCUCAAAUAAAAAGUGACAUUCUGUACUGUUGGACCCAUAUGAGACAUUUGCUCUCAUCCAAAAAUGUUGGAGUAUAGAGCCAGAUUAAAAUGUGUAGCUUCACUGUCCAUAUACAUAUGAAA
Molecule: messenger RNA, 4653 nt
Organism: Oncorhynchus nerka (sockeye salmon)
Lineage: Eukaryota; Metazoa; Chordata; Actinopteri; Salmoniformes; Salmonidae
Gene: gzf1
Product: GDNF-inducible zinc finger protein 1
Exons: 8
Coding region: 261-2885 (874 amino acids)
Biological process (GO): regulation of transcription by RNA polymerase II
Cellular component (GO): nucleus
Molecular function (GO): RNA polymerase II transcription regulatory region sequence-specific DNA binding; DNA-binding transcription factor activity, RNA polymerase II-specific; protein binding
Source: RefSeq, a predicted model, not a curated record